Cuscuta epithymum is the source of this 780-nucleotide messenger RNA. The record is from the annotation of a GenBank genome assembly. Lineage: Eukaryota; Viridiplantae; Streptophyta; Magnoliopsida; Solanales; Convolvulaceae.
GAUUUGAAAGGCAAAACUAAAGACGGUCUUGCAGCUAGGAAAGAUAUGACUAUUUGGUGUGAUAGACCCGAACUUUCUGUUGAUCUAGAAUAUCAGGGCAAGGAAGUUCCAAAAGCAGUCUACCAGGUCACAGAACCACAAAAGGCAGCAAUAUUACAAUGGCUUGCGUCUCAGAAGUUUCCAGAUGGCUACUGCUCCAACUUGUCUAGAUGCGUAGACAUGAACAAACUUACCACGACGGCGAGCAUGAAAACUCACGAUGCUCAUGUAAUAAUGCAAAGACUUCUACCAAUUGCACUAAAAGAGAUGCUCCCUGAACACGUAUGGUCCUGCAUUACUGAAAUCAGUUUGUUGUUUCAAUCGAUAUGUUCCAGCGUUUUGGAUGCGGCAUCCCUCCGGAGACUACAAGAGUCUGUUCCCAUUCUGAUGUGUAAUCUGGAAAAAAUAAUGCCUCCAUCGUUUUUCGAUACAAUGGAACAUCUCAUAAUACAUCUUCCGUAUGAAGCUUUGACUGCCGGGCCCGUCUUCUAUCGGUGGAUGUACAGAUUUGAAAGAUUUCUAGGAGAGCUGAAAAAGAAAGUGACCAACAAGGCACACGUUGAGGCUUCAAUUUGUCAAGCGUAUCUUCAACAAGAAAUCUCAACGUUCUCGUCUUUUUACUUCGAGCGUGACGUCAUCACCAGAAGGAAGAGACCUGCCCGGAACGAUGACAUUGGCGAGGAUUUAUAUGAAAAUGUAGUUUCCAUCUUCAAUUACCCAGGCAGAGGUAAAGGUGCUGCG